GAAGAAUAUAGUACACGGUAUUUUUUGGUGGAAACGAUGACGAGAAAAAUCUUCGCCGGAGUUUUGGCUUUGAUCUUGGUGCUCCAAUUGGCCGACAGUAGGUAUCUCCCGACGAGGUCGAUGGACGACAGGCUUCUCCGGCUGCGGCAGUUACUUAAAGACCUUUUGGAGAACGACUUGGAUGGAGAACUGGACCAUCAGAUGGUAUACGAGCCAAGACUGUACAAGAGAGAAGCGUACGAUAAACAGUUACAGUAUCUCCAUUAACGGAACAGAAAAACUGGCUGAUAUGCUGUACAAAAUGUCAAAACGGCUUCAUUACAUUAUUAAUAAAUAAGAAAAAGGCUGGAUCAUGAUGUUUUUUUGGUAUUGGAGGAGACAUUCGCUUUUUAUCAUUUUAUGUAAUUCAAACUGCCUGAUUACGCUGUAGUUUUUAUCGAUUGUUUAUUUUUUAUUAAUAAAUUAUUAUUUUAGCCCGAGCAA
This is a messenger RNA of Cimex lectularius (bed bug), 483 nucleotides long. RefSeq lists its product as uncharacterized. The transcript is spliced from 3 exons. The record is from RefSeq and is a predicted model, not a curated record. Lineage: Eukaryota; Metazoa; Arthropoda; Insecta; Hemiptera; Cimicidae. The coding region runs from base 37 to 267 and encodes 76 amino acids.